Brassica oleracea var. oleracea is the source of this 852-nucleotide messenger RNA. Its product is annotated as ethylene-responsive transcription factor ERF057-like. The transcript has a single exon. Gene Ontology annotation, biological process: regulation of DNA-templated transcription. Lineage: Eukaryota; Viridiplantae; Streptophyta; Magnoliopsida; Brassicales; Brassicaceae. Gene Ontology annotation, molecular function: DNA-binding transcription factor activity; DNA binding. The coding region runs from base 1 to 852 and encodes 283 amino acids. The record is from RefSeq and is a predicted model, not a curated record.
AUGGAAAUAGCUUUGAACAUGAAUGGCUACUUAGAAGAGUUCAUGAAAGCUCUUGAACCGUUCAUGAAGGUAACUUCAUCUCCUUCUUCUCCAUCUUCAUCAAAACCAAUACCGAUUACUCCUGAUAACCAAACAUUACCGGUAUGUAAUCAAACUGGUCCAAUUGGGCUAAACCAGCUCAUUCCCGCUCAAAUCCUCCAAAUUCAAACAGAGUUACAUCUCAGACAAAACCAAGCUCGUCGUGGCUGCAGUGGCCACAACCUCAAUGUUCUGAACGCUAAACCAACCCUAAUGAAGAAAACCAACGUAACUAAACCGGCUAAACUAUACCGAGGCAUUAGACAACGCCAUUGGGGCAAAUGGGUUGCUGAGAUCCGGUUGCCUAAAAACCGAACCAGGUUAUGGCUCGGUACGUUCGAAACCGCGGAAGAAGCUGCAUUAGCUUACGACCAAGCUGCUCAUAAGAUCAGAGGAGAAAACGCUCGUCUCAACUUCCCAAACAUUGCUCGUCGUGGAGAAUAUAAAAAGACCUUGUCUCCGUCUGUCAACGCUAAGAUCGAAUCCAUCUGCAAUAGCUCAGAGCUUCCCAUGUCUGAGCUCAAGAAACCGGCGGAAACAGAAGAAGUGUUCUUUGGUUUUCACUACACGGAUCCUAAAGUGGAGCAAGAACGUGAAGCUCCUGAUGAAUUCGGAUACGGGUCGAGUUAUUCUCCUGAGUCGGAUAUAACGUUGUUGGAUAUUAUCUCAAACGAAUGGAUGAAGGAAGAUGGGAGCUUUUGCAUGGGUUUGCAGAAGUGUCCUUCUUUUGAGAUUGAUUGGGACGCUAUAGAUAAACUCUCUGGAUCUAUUUGA